UCUGAUAUUAAUGACUGCUGAGGAGACGGCGGCGCAUCUAUGUGGUCCGCCUGACACUUGAUCGAGGGGAGAGAAGCGCCCUCAACAGCCGCUGUGAAGACGGGAAGGGAAGGGCACCGGGAACACAUGCGUCUCUCUCCACACUCUCGCCAGCUUGCUUUUGGACGACGCCGUUUUUGUUUUCCCUCAUGCAGAAGCCGCGUGUGUUGUUGUGGAAGAGAGCCCAGAACUGAUUUCUCCUCAACUGCGUUAAAAUAAGAAGACCACACAUUGUUGACUGGCUUUAUGUUGCGCGCUGGGGCUCCCUUGUCUUUGGAGCGGCGCACUUGAUGGGAAUAUAGACAACACAUACUGCUUCGAGGGCUAUAAUGAUUAAAUCGGGUAGGAAUGGACUGGGCUGUGGACUCUGGGAGCUAGUCACAACAACCAAUGAGGACAUCCACCUUUAAAGACAGAGCAGAGUUUUCACGGAUAUCUAAAUGUGCUUAACAUAAGUCCUUUGAAAUAUAAUAUAAUAUAUCAGUCCAUCCUUUUUUUCUUUUUCCCCCCUUCCACCUUCUCGGGUCUGCCUGACUGCAGCCUCGGCCCCGAACCCUGACUCCAGAAGGCAACAUUGAGUGACUGGUCAUUAUUUCCAAGGGCGUCUACACAGUAAGACAAAAAAAACCCUAGGGAGCCCUGCUGCAGUUGUUGUUGGUGGUGGUGUCGGUGGCAGGGGCGGUGAGUCAAUCGCCUCAGCAGCUGCAGCAAAUGAUUCAUUAUUUGUGAAGUUAACAGCUCAGACCACUUAAUCUACAAGGACCAAUUUCUUACUGGAGGGAACCGGUCCAAUAUGAAGGACGUGUCAUUCGUGGAUCUUUUUGUUGGCUUGGCCAUGGCCUCUUUUGUUGUGGCCACAGAGGAGAGGCCUGAUUGCCCGAAGCUCUGUGUAUGUGAGAUUAGACCCUGGUUUUCUCCCAGUUCGGUGUACAUGGAGGCGCAGACAGUUGACUGUAAUGACUUGGGACUCUUUAGCCUGCCGGACAAAUUCCCGGCGGGCACACAAGUACUGUUACUGCAAACAAACAAUGUUGCCAAGAUUGACCAACCCUUGGAUUACCUGGCCAACAUCACAGAGAUUGAUUUAUCGCAAAAUAACUUAUCCUCUAUCAGCGACGUCCAUCUAGGGAAUCUUCCUCAGCUGCUGUCCCUUCACAUGGAGGAAAAUUGGAUACAAGAGUUGCCUGAACAAUGUCUUGCUGAUAUGGCCAACCUUCAGGAGCUCUACAUGAAUCACAACCUCAUCUCCUCCAUUUCCCCAAAGGCUUUCCAGGGUCUCAGCAACCUUGUGCGGCUCCACCUUAAUUCUAACAAGCUGAAGGCUAUUAAAAGAGAGUGGUUCGAACCCAUGCCAAAUCUGGAGAUCCUGAUGAUUGGUGAGAAUCCUGUUCUUUCUGUUGAUGAUAUGAACUUCAAACCUCUCAGUAACCUCCGCAGUCUUGUCCUCACCAGAAUGAACUUGUCUCAGCUUCCUGACGAUGCACUGGCUGGUCUCGAUAACUUAGAGAGCAUCUCUUUCUAUGAUAAUAUUUUCCCUGAGGUGCCUCACUCCGCCCUGAGAAAUGCAAAAAAUCUUAAGUUUUUGGAUUUAAAUAAGAACCCAAUUGCGAGAAUACAGAGAGGGGACUUUGUGGAUAUGCUCCAUCUGAAAGAACUAGGGAUUAAUAGCAUGCCAGAGCUAGUUUCCAUUGACAGCUUUGCCCUGAAUAACCUCCCUGAGCUGACCAAAAUAGAAGCCACCAACAAUCCUAAACUCUCCUAUAUCCAUCCUAAUGCUUUCUACAAACUACCGCGGCUGGAAACCCUAAUGCUAAAUGGAAAUGCGCUCAGUGCCCUCCACAGGAUUACUGUCGAGUCCCUCCCAAAUCUCAGAGAGGUUAGCAUGCACAGCAACCCCAUCCGCUGUGACUGCGUAGUCCGCUGGAUGAACAUGAACAAGACCAACAUUCGCUUCAUGGAGCCUGAUUCACUGUACUGUGUGGAGCCCCCGGAGUACGAGGGCCAGCAUGUUCGACAGGUGCACUUCAGGGAGAUGAUGGAGAUUUGUCUGCCACUCAUCUCUCCCGAAAGCAUGCCUGCGCAUAUUAAAGCACAGAAUGGGAGCUCAGUGUCACUCCAUUGUCGAGCCUUUGCUGAACCAGAGCCGGACAUCUACUGGAUCACCCCGUCUGGUACUAGGGUCCUGCCUAACACAGUGUCUGAUAAGUUCUACAUGCACCCAGAGGGAACGUUUGACAUCUAUGAUGUCACAGAAAAUGAAGCUGGUCUUUACACUUGUGUUGCCCAUAAUCUGGUUGGAGCUGAUCUUAAAUCUGUUUCAGUAGAGGUGAAUGGAUAUUUUCCCCAACCUGCAAAUGGGUCUCUGAAUGUCACAAUCACAUCAGUGGAAACAAACUCGAUCCUGGUUUCGUGGAAGGCUGGCUCUGGCACCCUAGCUCCCAACAUUAAAUGGUACACAGUGUCAGACGCUAACCAUCCCACCACAGCGUUUUCCACCAGAGUUCCCUCUGAUGUCCAGGUCUACAACCUCACCCAUCUCAGCCCUGCCACUCACUACAAAGUAUGUGUGGAUGUCCGCAGCAUCCACUACAACCAUGACAACAAAUGUGUCAAUGUCACCACUAAGGGAUUAGAGCUGGCAGCCAAGGACACAGAAAAAUGGGACACAGCAGUAAUCACCGUCUUUGGUGUGCUCUUGGCUGUGAUUUCAGUGGCAUGCCUGCUUAUUUAUGUGUCUCUGAGGAACCACCACCUUUAUGGGGAUAUAAGGAAAUGCGACUCCAAAGCUUCGCUGACACCAGUGGAAGCUACCGGUAUGCACUCUCCUUUCUUUCCAAAGCUGUGGGUUUCGGGUAAGGGACUGCCAAGUGGAGUGGAAGUGAAAGCCACAGUCAUAAAUGUUUCUGACAAUGCCUUUUAAGAAGUGCAGCGUUCUAGAGCACCACACACCAACUACACUGAAUGGACAAGGCCAUGGGCGGGGGUGGACAAAUCUAUAGUACUGUUUCAAAGGCAUACCCAUUGCCGGUCCCCCAGCUCAGACACACUGGCAAAACUAUUAUUGGACUGGGAUGGAACAGUUUAAAAUAGACUACAUGCUCUCCCAGUUUCAACCCUAGAUGAAGUGGUGGCUUUGUAACCGUUACAUCAAACCAAGCUAACAUCAACAGGAAGGGGCAUUUACUGCAAAAAGAUAAAUUUCAGUACCAUUCAUAGAGAAAUGCAGGCAGAGGAAAGAAGAGUGAUGAUGAUGACGAUGAAGGUCAACUCUCUUGUAAUUGACUGUUAAAUGUGUUCAGAGUUGUGGAACUGUCCGUGUGGUCCCAAGCAAUACCGUCUGUGCUUUGUAAAACAUCCAUAGACGAGUUAGAGAUACAGUAAUAACACCUGUCUAUUAUGGGAAGGGAGAUUUAGUAGAGUAGACAAAUAAAAGUGACUAUGGUGUAAGCCUUUUGAUGAAAUAUACCCCUCCUUUUUCUAUAUAAAAUGGAUUCUUGAUUUUUCAUGGAAAUAUUGUUAUAUAUUCUAUUAUGUUGAUGUAAUGACAAAACCUCUGUAUCUAAACGGUUUAAAUGGGUUUUAAAUGAAGGCAAAGAGCAGACUACUUUUGAUUACAACGUCGCAUUAAGCUUAAUGAAAUUCAGUUACAAAAUGAGUAUCUAGAGAGGACAUUUGCAAAAUGGCUGUUUAUGCUGUGUAGUUCUCGGUGACUAGGAAAAAAUGCAUUAGACUAAAACAAAUACAAACAGGUUGAUUAAAAGUGAGGUGACUGAUGCGUUAUCUCCUCACGAAGCGGCCUGUUAAGCCCUGGUAAGUGCCUACAACAAGAACUACAUGAGGUAAACAGAGAAGGAUCUGAAGAUACGCGGCAGCCACAGCAAAACACGGCCAUGUCACCGUUACAGAAUCACAAGCUAUUCUCCAGUACUUUUAGUGGAAAUACUUUCUCAGUAUUUUUAGCAUACAUAUUUUAAGAAAACAUUUCGUUGUUGCUUUGGGUGUAAAGUUAAAAAGCCAUUUUUAUAUUAACUGUACUAUAUGUGAUCAAUGGGCACAACAGACUUAUUAAGAAAAGUGCUAAGAAAAAAAUAAAUGUCAUUGUUUCUUUUACAAAUAAUUGCCAACUUUUCUCGUUUGCUUUCAUCUCAUAUUUGUCAUAAUGCAUCUGGUUUAUUUCCAAACAAAACGAUUAGUAUUAUAAUUAAAAUACUUUCCUUUUUGUUGCCAUCCAACCAUUGGCUAAUGUGUAAUGACUUUCAUCUGUGACAUUUCAACUGCAAGCAUGUAAAACAAAAUAUUGAUAAUGAUCAAGUAGUACAGAACAAAAAAACUGUUGAGUUGCCCCCUGUGGUCUGACUUUUGAGUCAGACCACAGGGGGAAAGUCAAGUGACUUCAGCUGAAUGGUUGAAUGGUCGUCCUGACCCCGGGAAGAAGGGAAAAAACAGCAACAAAAGAACAGAACUCAUUAGCCGCCUCAUUAAGAACAUGUUCGUCCUUCAGCUGGUCUGAAUAUAGUCACCGUGCUACAGCUGCUGCUGCUGCUCGUGCUUAGACAGGGACACAGCGUCCCUACAACAGAGAGAUAAAGUACAGUACUGAAAAGUCGAUGCAGGGUGGGACGGGGCCGAGUCUAAGCUUUAGGACUCACAUUUUAUUUCUCUUACUGAAAUAUCCAGCACACACAACAUUUCACAUGAGAAAGCCAAGCAUGAUGAAUGGCUGUCAGAGGCAGAGUGACAUGGUGGAUUUAUCAAACAGGGCCUAACACUCAUACAUCAGGCCAGCCUUCAGCACCAUGGACAGAGGCUUUUAGAGCCACACUAUCUGUCAAAGACAAAGGGAGUUAAAAUAUGACGUGGCGUGCUCCUAAGGUAAUGCUCAGGUCAGACUGAGCCUGUCUCCUCGCAAAUACAGUCACAAAUACAGAUGCACAAACAAGCCUUGCAGAGCUGAAAACCCACAUACCCAUAUGUUUGUACAGGAAACCAUACAGAAAUUCAAGGUCACUCAUUGGCUCAGAGACUCACUUGAAGAAGACAAAAACAUAGUCAAGCACACACACUGGAGCACUAAAUUAACCAGCCUGUCAUUUCCAGUGGUGUUGCAGCUUCAGUUUUUCUGAGUCUGUGUGUUUGGAGAAACAUGACAGCCAAAUAAGCUACUAAAAGAAUUCACCGACCAAACAUGCUCUUUGAGAUUAAAGCAGCUCAUGGAUAUUAGCCAUAUUGUUCCUCUUUUUUUUUUUUCCACUACUCAUGAUUACAUCCUUCAGUGAAUACGCUGAAUGUUACCCAGAAACUCAUCUCUCCUGCUGUCUGUCCCAAUCUCAUGCAUUUAUCUCUUCCUUUUCCCUCGCUGUCUCUCUCACCAAUCGCCGCUGACACUCACUCCAUUUGGGUGUGGGUGAUUGCAUUAUUUUUUGUCUGAAUUUAUACAUUCAAAGCAACCUAUAUUAGAAAAAAAACCCUCUUGAUUUUACUUCAAUCCCACAUGAAAAGAACCAGUGAGCUGUCACCAUUUAAUCCAAAGCGAGGAAGGAAAAAUUAUGUUUCUCGCUGAAUCUUCAAAUAUUUCAAAUAUUAAAACCACCUUGUUCUAUUUAAAAAAAAAAAGCCAUCUGCUCUGAGGCAGAUAUUAAACCGUGCUCUGUGAAGGCUUAUGGAUGGGUGUUCCUAGUGGUUACAUAUUCAUUUUAAUUUUGUGAGGAUCGUUGUCAGGCAGCCUGAGAUUUGAUGGUGCCGUCCACCAGUGAAAAGUGCAAGUUCAAGAGUGUAUUUACUUAUUAAAUUAAAAACACAAGGUAAUCAUUAAGUCAGCGGCUGGCAGAUCAUUUUCCUUUAUUAUCUGAUGAAAACAAAUGUGAAAAGUACUACAGGAAAUGUAAAUUUGUGAGCCUGUUUAAAUUUCAUAGUGUUACUCAGCUUAUUUAGACCUGCUAUUGUAACAGUGUGACUAUGGGAAUGCUCUACACUAAUUUUCUAGAGCACGUAGGAAGGUACUAUUUAAACACUUUGUAUUUAAUAAUGUUUACUCACACUACAGUGUGAUUUUAUAAAAAAAUGUUUCUCUUUCUUAAAGCUGCAGUUGAAUAUUUAACUCCUAUCUGACAUAAGAUUUUUGCAAAAAGCCUUAUAGCACUGCAAGGGCUGCAAAAGCAAACAAUGUUCAAGCUGCUACAGGCACUUUUAUAUGUUUGAAUUAUCAGCUUAUUAAAGUUACAAACUUCUACAUAGGUCAGCCAGUGUAGCUACAGGCAGCCACGUUUCAAUGAAAAGUGAAUUGUCAACAUGCAUUUACAGCCCUGCUGCUAACACUAUAUUUAAUGCCAUUGCUUGGUUUUAAGAGGCCCUUGUAGAGCCGGCCGGCUAUUGGAAAGUCAACCGGAUGACCUAUGGAUUGCAAUAACAAAGCACUGAUUGCUUUCAUGACAGAAUAAAAGUGGAUAUGCCUCUUGGGAGUCAUAUGAAGCACUUCAAAAAUAUUACACAUUAUUACAUUUAUUAAUUAAACACAUUUUCUUCAGCAUUGUAGGUUGUUUUGUGUCUCAUCACCUUCUGAUGUGUUUACGCUGGAACUGAUGUUAUUCCCGACGACAGGUGAAUUGUUCAUACACACUGUGUAUCAUUAGUGAGCCAGAAUUUGCCCUGCACAUCGCCAUUCUGAACAUGCAUUGCUGUGUAUUUCCUGAAAAGUGGAGACAGAAUGUCACAGCAGAUUUGGCACGGCUCGUCAGAGAGCAACCAGUCAAAAGCCAUUUGUGUGCACACUUCCUGUCUCCAUUUCCAUAACCAUCACUCCCAGGGCGUCUCCAACGUGCAGCUAAAAAAAUGACAUGCUCCCUGCCUCACCCCCCCCCAGGUCUCUACCGUCAUAAUCAUAAGCACUCACAUCCACAUGCAUGCAGAGUCAUUGGCAUACCAAAACACAGCUGCUAUUAGUCACUUCCAUUUUGAACCAAGCCGAUGUGUUCCCAAUAAGUGUUGGUGGUGUGAGUUGCUUUCACAUUUACAUAUUUUUCUGAUUCACAACUUGCAUGACAUCACUGAAAUUCCACAUAUAAAAGAGGAACCCCAUUGAUAAAGACGGUCAUGCAAAUUUGAGGUUUCUCAUUGUAACACCCAACAUUAAUAAAUAUUAUUAUAUUAAUCAACCCGGAUUGAUUGGAUUGCCCACCACAGAGGGCUUUUCCGCUAAUUGGAAGACCCAUUCUCAAAGAGAGGAUUGGUUUCCUGGGCUACUGAUGGAUUACCGCCUCCCUUUGUUUCACUGCCGUUUCCUCCAUGAAGUGGGCAAGCAGCCCGUGCCUGGGUCCGAUCGAUGCGGGGCUAAUGAGUUAUUCACAUGCAUGUGCUCACAUUAAUGAUGGAUUGGGAUUGGACGGGAAAGAAACACUGCUAACAAGCAGACAUGGUAGGACAUGGAGGAACAUCCUUUUCUAAGUAGGUUUUAUAAAGCUUUGUCAACCUCAUGGCACUGACGCACCAUCGCUCCCAUUAGAAUCAUUAGUGCUUCUGAUACCAUCUAUAUUAAUGGCAGCCCACAUCAAUCAUCACUGAACAUUUAAGUCUUGUUGUCAAGUGGUGGAAGAGGCUCCUACAGUUAUCGUCCCUGCAUAAGUACCACCUUUUACUGCAGGCUUGUUUAUGCAAUGCUUCACUUGGACACAUCUGUAAAAAGACCUGCUGCCGACUUUGCUCUCUAUUAGGCAGAUGGAAGGCUUGAAGGCGUUUAGGUAAUAGCUGUUCAUGCUGGUUAUUGAGCUUUGAGGUAAAGUAGACCUGUCUUCAGGACUUUUUGAUUAAAAUAACAAGUGCAUAUUUAACUAGUUUGCAAAAGCAUGCGUACAUGUUAAUUUACUCACCGGUAAUUUUGCACUGGCCAAAUUGAUAAAGCAUCUGCACUAUCACAAUUUUUCACAUAACCAGGGGAGCGUUUGAGAGGAGGAGAUGAAAAUGAUGGGGAAUUAUAAAAUGUUAAACUCAAUAAGUUCAAGUUGUGUGUGUUUUGUGUGCAAGUGUUCAGUAAAAAUCUAUUCUUACCAGCCGUUAACAGCAUAGCUGGUAUUGUUUUCACCUUGUGAGGUUCUCUGUGUGAGUGUGUGUGUGUGUGUGUGUGUGUGUGUGUGUGUGUGUACGUCAUUCAUCAUGGAAAAUUGUGUUCCUGGAGAUGUCUGUCCGUCUGUCUUUCUGUCUACGGACAGAUUUUGUCACAACCAUGCAAGAUGCAGUCAUGAAACUUUACAGGUGUGUAAUUGAGAUCAAAAUUAAUCUGGGUCCAAAGAUGACUGUGGUCUAAGCAAAAUGCCAUUAAUGACACAUUCACAACUAACCAUGUUUAAUUUUGUACAUUCCCUGUAUAAAACCUGGGAAUGCUUUGGCAAAACACAUAUAUAUGUACAGUAUGUCAAAACUAACAUAGCUUAAAAGUUGACCCUGUGAGGACGGUUAAGCACAUUGAAUAAAUCUGGCACAAUUCACCUGUUAUCAUGUGUUCCAUUGGCUGGUGUGAUCUCAUGGCAAGACGGUCUCUAGUUAUGUAUGAAAAAAUUACGUUCAUAUUUGUUUCUUACCAAAACUUUACUCCUUGCUGUAAGCAGCAACAACAAAAUACUAGAAGGACAGUACACAAGAUCAUGACAGGGAAAAAUAAUCAAUCUUGUUCAGACGCAGUAAAGUGCCAUUUUGGUUUUAGAUUACACAUCUUAAGGAGUUUGUGUUUCUGUUGACUAGUAAGUGACGUGCCAACAAUGAAUAGAAAAAUUGGGAGAGAAAUUAAGUUGAAAAUGAAAACAUGCAUAUAAAAUCCUGGUAAUCCUGGAGAAAAAAGAUGAACACCACUCAUAUGAUUUGCUCAUCAUGUACUGUAUGAUUGCAGGGUUCUACGGAUGCAAGCAGCGUGUUUUCAGUGUGGCUGUACAAUGGUUAACUGAAAACUGAGGAGGAACCACCUUAAACAUAUUCCACCUAUUAACUGAAACCUGACAAAAUAAAGCAGAUUUAAGGCUCUCUAAAACCAGAGAUUAAACUGGAUUAACAGUUUUAAUGUAAGUACAUUAAUACAUUUUAAUAUUUAAAUGACAAAUUUCCAUGAUAAUGUCAUAAUUAAAUGUCGUGCUUUCUGGUUUCAUUUGUCUGAUAAGACGUUUAGUUGAAUUUAUCUGCUUGCUCUAUGCUUUGCGUAUUGUAUUCCUAAAUAAAUUUGGAUUGGCCCUUGUUUUAUUUCAUUGCAUGCUUUGUCAUGUUUAGCUUGAACUUAUACUCAAUCAAAAUUAAUUGAAUUAGUAGAACAGGAUUUUUUUCCUGCCCCCCCCCAAAAAAAAUUAGUAUUCUUUCUCUCUUCUUAAUAUCAGAAAAUGCUAAAUGUUUUCAUUCUGCUCCAGAGAAUUUGUGUUCUACAGGAAUGCGGCAGCAAUGGGGACUAUGGCCUAAAUAAAAUGGCCCCGUAUGUCUCUUUCAUCAUAACGGAGGGUCUUUGAUGUAAUGAUGGCAGCGUUGGGU
Messenger RNA from Micropterus salmoides (largemouth bass), 9537 nucleotides. Its product is annotated as leucine-rich repeat neuronal protein 3. Lineage: Eukaryota; Metazoa; Chordata; Actinopteri; Centrarchiformes; Centrarchidae. The record is from RefSeq and is a predicted model, not a curated record. Bases 833 to 2959 code for a protein of 708 amino acids. Gene Ontology annotation, molecular function: protein binding. The transcript has 2 exons.